Messenger RNA from Cotesia glomerata, 3711 nucleotides. RefSeq lists its product as uncharacterized. NCBI's taxonomy places the organism in Eukaryota, Metazoa, Arthropoda, Insecta, Hymenoptera, Braconidae. Gene Ontology annotation, molecular function: catalytic activity. The transcript has 3 exons. The record is from RefSeq and is a predicted model, not a curated record. The coding region runs from base 1 to 3711 and encodes 1236 amino acids.
AUGUUGCAGCUACCUUCAGACUGGUUUGAAAAGACACUUGAUGAUAAGAUGACAACUAUGAUGGAACAGUUUCUAUCAUCGAACAUGUCAGUGAAUAAGAAACUUGAAGAUCUUAGUACGCAAAUUACUGAUCUCAAAAAUUCACAAGCUGCUACUGUGGCUGACCUUUCGGAAGUUAAGAUGAGUGUAAAAACAAAUGCUGAGUCAAUUUCGGAGUUGAACUCGGAAAUCAAAAAAUUAAAAGAAGAUUAUAAAUCUAAUAUGAAUACAAUGCAUAAUAAUCUAGCAGAUCUGAACAAGAUAGUCAAUCUUGAAAACAGAGAAACUUCGUCUACUUCAUCUCUAUCAGGAAGUACAACUGAGUUGGUAAUUGCAGGUAUUCCCAAUUCGGUGGCUGAUAAUUUAUCGCCUUCUGAAAUUCAGUCUGCUGUUUUAAAUGCCCUAGAGUUGCCGCAUCUGGUCAGUGACGUUUUGAGCGUUCGCGAAUUUCAAAAUAAAUGUAGACCGAGACAAGAUAAGGUUAAUCAUUCUUAUCUUGUUGAUUUGAAGUCUUCUCGAGUGCGUGAUUUCAUUAUAAGUUCGAAACGCAAGUCAAAAAAUCUUUUAGCUAAAAUUAUGUUUCCGGACUAUGUUGAUCAAAACUUCAAAGGUGCUAUAUACAUCAAUGAAUUUUUACUGCCUGAGAUGUAUAAACUACUUUUACAAACUAAAGAAAAGGCUAAAUUAAAAAAGAUCAACCUUAUUGGCCAUACUGCUCAAUUCUUGAAUUUGAUUAAUGAUACGCAACCUAAUAUAAUUAUCCUGGUUGAAACGAGGUUAAAACCCUUACACGAUAACAGUAUCUUUUUACUGAAUGGCUACAAUAUUGUUCGAAGAGAUCGAACCCUUAAACAUGCAGAUACUGGUUGUUACAUCCAGGGAGGUGGAGUGGCCUGUCUUGUCCAUGAAUCCGUAGAAGUCAAGGUUUUACAUAUUUCAACUUCUGAUUAUUUAAACCAACCAGAAUAUUUGAUAGCUGAUGUCACCUUAUUCUCUGGAUCUCACCUUUUAUUAUCUUGCAUUUACAGAAGACCGAAAGGGCUAUUUCUCAACGAAUUCUUUGACAUUUUUUCAAGAUUUGCUCCAAAUUUCAAUAACAUAAUCAUAGCUGGUGAUUUAAAUUGUAAUUUGUUGGAUGAUAGUUACACUGCAAGGCACCUGAAAGACUUUAUUCUUGAAUCGUCACUGUUCUGCGUACCUUACGGAGCUACUUUUCAUAAAAAUAAUCAUGAUUCUUGGUUGGAUGUCAUCCUGCUUGACAGUGAGAGUAAAUUAGUUUCUUUUGCUAAAUCCGACUCUCCGUUCAUUGAUGGCCAUGACUAUUUAUUUUGUAAAUAUAAAUUAAAUUGUUCAAAACCAGCACCAAAGAAAGUUACCUUUAGAAACCUUAAGAAUUGUGAUCAUCAAGCUCUUUCAAGAACCUUGAUGAACACUUUAAGAAUUGAUAAUGCUGUACUAGAGAAUUCGGAUCCAAAUGAGUUGCUGAUUAUCUUCAAAUCUGGUGUUCUAUCUUCUCUGGAUUUGUUUGCACCAGAAAUUACUAAGAAGAUAGUCCGUCAUGGUAAUCCCUGGUUUACAAAAGAAUUAAAAAUGAAGUGCAAAGAACGUGAUGAAAUUUAUAAAAAAGCUAGGAGAACUCGGGAUCUAAAUCUGCUUGCUCUUUUUAGAAUUAAGAGAAAAAAAUUAAAAACUGAGUUGAAUCAUGCUCGUGAAGAAUACUUAAAAACUAUUCUUUCAAAUCUUUCAUAUGGUUCAUCUAUUUGGAGUAAGCUUAAACAUCUUGGACUAAUUAAAUCUAACCCUUCUUUGCCGCUAAAUUUUUUUGAUGCUCUUGAAUUAAAUGAGUAUUACGCCAACAUAGGAAGAAAACACCCAUCUUGCGAUAGAAAUUUUGUUGAUUUUUUGCCCGAGAACCAUUCAAGGCUAGUUGAGUGUCUAUUUAACUGGACCAAAAUUGACAUUGUUGAUGUAACGAAGGCACUGCAUCUUACGCUAUCCAAAUCGAAGGGCAAAAGUCCUGAUGGACUUGAUCUAAGAUGGUUAAGAGAUCAUCUUCCGCAAAUCUCACUCUUUCUCACAGCUUUAUUUAAUAGAUCCCUUGACACUGGUAUUUUUCCUGAUAUUUGGAAGAUUAUUUACAUAAUACCUUUGAAUAAGAUCGCACCACCAAGGUCUCCGUCAGACACCUGUCCUAUUGCAAAUUUAUCACAUCUCGCCAAAGUGUUUGAGAGAAUCAUUGAAAAUCAAGUGAUAACCUAUCUGGAAGACAAUGAAUUACUUGAUCCUUUUCAGUCUGGAUUUAGGAAGCACCACAGCACUCAAUCAGCAUUAUUGAGGCUUACUGAUGAUAUUAGGCAGGCGAUGGACAAGAAUAAACUAACUAUAAUAGUCUUAUUUGAUUUGAGUAAGGCUUUUGACUAUGUUGACCCCAAAAUCAUACUGAUUGCGUUAUUUGAGCUUGGUUAUUCUAUGGAAACAAUUAUCUGGUUUUUCUCCUACCUAUCAAAUCGCUCUCAGUCAAUACUGAAUGAUCUUGGGACUCCCAUUCAGCUCCUUAGAACCUCAUCUGGUGUUCCUCAAGGUUCUGUGCUUGGUCCAAUCUUGUUUUUAAUUGUCAUGAAUUCUGUUGUCAGAUGGCUAGUGUAUUGUAACUAUGGCCUGUUUGCUGACGACAAAUAUAUUUAUCUACACUUCUUUGUGUAUCAAUUACAAGAGGCAGUCAGACAGGUCAACAUUGAUGCACAAUCAGUUGCGGAUUGGGCAAGGAAGCAUGGCUUGGAGAUAAAUUUGUCCAAGACCAAAGCAAUGAUCUUGAGUUCAAAUAGCAAGCUGAAACAACUGAGUAAUUUUGAUCUGCCACCUAUUAUUAUAAAUGGUGUCAUAAUUUCAUAUGUCGACACUGCCAAGUGCUUGGGAUUACACAUCAGUAGAAACCUAAGUUGGAAUUAUCAUUUCAAGCUAGUGGUUAGCAAAAUUAACUUAGCCUUGCAUUCUCUCAAGGUUCGGAAGAACAUUUUCUCAACUGACAUCAGGAAAUUGUUAGUAUCAUCAACCAUCCUACCACUUAUUGAUUACUGUUCCAUCGUAUUAGUAGACUCAACAUCUGAAAAUGACUUGAAACUUCAACGUGCAAUAAAUUGCUCAAUUAGAUUCAUUUUUAAUCUUAAAAAUGAUGAGCAUAUAACACCUUAUCGACGAGAAUUGGGAUGGCUCACUGUGAAAUAUCGUAGAAUGUAUUUCAUGAGUUGUUUCUUCUUUAAGCUACUUCAGGUUGGUAAACCCAAGUACCUGCGAGAUUCUUUUGUUGAGGAGACUGAAGUCAGACGUUCAGAUAGGUUAGCAGCCAAAAAACACUCUCUUUAUAAGUUUCCGCAUUUUGCUACGACCUUCAUGGAGCGGUCAUUUCAAUUAGGUGUAAUACGAUUGUGGGAAGAACUACCUGAAGAGAUUGUCAACUCAUCUAGUCUUGAAGUAUUUAAAAAUAAAAUAUCGCGUAAAAGAAUUGGUCCCGGCCUCACUGGUAAUUUUGCUGGGGAUCGCACUGACGGUCUUUUUGAAGGUCUCGCUGGAGGUCUCGCUAGAACUCUUGCCGAUGGUCUUGCUGGAAAUCACGCUGACGGUCUUUUUAGAGGUCUCGCUGACGGUCUUGCUAAAGAUCUUGCUGGAGAUUGA